CUGCUCCCCUCGGGCCUCCUAGCAAACAACAGCAGCAGCAGCAGCAGUCCACUCUUCUCGCGCAUUGGCACAGCAUAGCAGAUCUCUCUCAUCGUCGGUCAGGUCACAUUCAUUUUUUCGUGUGAGAUCCAGAUCCAUUGUUCGCUGGUGCGGAUUGACUUCAGUUCCCGGUGCACGAGUUCACUUGCAGGUUUCCUUCAGCAAUCUUUGGAUGCCAUUUUUUCGAGGAAUGGAGUGCUAGCGAGUUAGUCGGAGCGAGCGAGCGAGCCAGAAGGCGAGAGGGAGGAGGGUUAGAGGGACGGGAGCAACGAGCGAGCGAGCCAGGAGAAAGGAGAGGAGAGGAGAGGAGCGAGCGAGGGGGCGAUAGCGAGACGAGUCUAGUAGACAGAGUUUGACAUAGAGAGUGCAAGAGAUGGACCGAUGACAGAACAGCAAGCAAGCUUGUGAGAUUAUGAUGAUGUAGCGUGCACGGAAGGAGAUGAUGGAGUUGAAGUCAAGAUGAGGAUUGGCCAUGCCGAGGUGGUGGAGUUAUAGUAUUGUUGGUUUCGGGCCCCGAGGGAGGGACGGAGGGAGGAAGGAAGGAGACGCAAGAAGUGGAGAGGGAGCGGGCGUGCAUGAGAAAGAGUAAAGCCGAUGCCACGCGAUGCGAUGGCUUUUGCGUAGAGUAGGAUGUUGUCCCUGCAACCAUCGUUGUGUGACCUAAGGUCCGAUGUUGCGCUGCCUUGUGCGUGAUUGAGUGCUCUGCCCGUCCCGAGUGUUCCAGAGGAAUUGAGCCAGAGUUUCCGUUGUUGCACUUUCCCUGACCUGGCCUCUGUGCCCUUUUCUCUGCUGGUUGGUCAUCGAUGUAGAUGAUCCUUCUUCCGAGCCGAAUUUCACGUCUCAUCUGCUGCUGAUGUUACCGUAGAGUUGAGGCCACAGUUUAAGCUUUUAGAUAGAUAGGGGGUGGAGAAAGUUAUCGUGGUUUGGUCACCUACAUAUUUUCCUGGUGCACCACAUCGUUGUUUGGUCGAUUCGUGUAGAGCCUCAUCUGAGUUGAGGGAUGGAUGUGCGAGCGCACGGCCGCUUUUAAUUGUUGAACUCCGGCCGUUGGUUUAGCGUUUUGUUUGAUUUCCUUCCCCUAUUGCCCUGGAACUUUCCCUUCGUUCCCAAAAGUGAACAUUAGAUUUUGGUUCUGAGCACCCCGCGUCAACAGCAAAUUGUGGCACUUUUAGAUCCUUUACCUGUUUAUUGCAACUUCUUACCAUCUUGAAUCCUCCCUUCCCUGUCGAUUAUCACUGGAUACCUCUGAGUGGAGGAGUCUGCUUUAACAGUUUCAGAGUUUCUUAUUCUUAAGCUUCAUCGGCUUACCUUCAAACGAAAAUGUUCGAUUAAUUCUUCCUCGCGUUUGUGCGGUUCAACUGUUCAAGUUUGUCCGGCGGAUUGCCACGUCGGGUGGCCACCUUACCUCAUUUCAGCGAUGGGACAAGAGGUUGCGAAUUCUGUGACUGUCACAGAAGGAUCUCCAGAUCUCGAGGCUCCAGUAUGCCGCAAAACCUUGGAGUACACUUACAGCAGGGACAUUCUACUGUCCUACGCUGAUCUGGAGACUUGCAAGAAGCUGCCGGAUAAUCUUGAUCCACAUGUCUUGAGAGGUGCUCACACGGCUGACAGCGUGGAGGGAGGCAUAGCUAUUCCAGCUGCAUCUGCGCGUGGUCUGGUUCGUCGGGACAGGGAAAGUGAAUUGUACAGCAAGUCACCACAGGAUAUUCCAGAAUGGCGGAAGGAUUCCUGGAGAGCAGGGGGCAGUGGUACUUCCUUACAGCCAAGCCAGAGGCGGAAGCCGUUUGAUGAGGAACCCCCUGGUAAUGCUUUCUCGACAAGCUACCCACCAAGACCAGCAGCAAACUGGGGAGACAAUGUCCAUCUACGGAAUUCAUACGAUAGGCCUGGGCCUACGCUACAAGGACAAGGAUCUGGAAGAUGGGAGCACCGCGUAGGGUUGGGAGAUCGAGAGAGAGAAAAGGGUCGUCCAGUUCCCAACUGGGAGGGUGAUGAACCAGUUCCAGUACCUAUUGUGGUUCCAGAUGGUCCACGAGCCUCUUUCGGCGGUGGUAGUCCCGUUGUUCGUCCUGGAUGGAUGCCUGCCGAACGCGAUGGGCUUUUGGGGAGUGGUGGAAGUCUUCAUGGUGGAAGCCUGCACAGGACGUACACCGGGAACUUUACCACCCCACCUACUGCUCUCAGAGGUGGUCCAGAGCGCCAUAAUAGCAUGGGGCGCAUCAAUAGCCGUACCAAUGAGCCGUAUCUGGUCUCUCGGUCGCUGAAAGUGGUACCCACCUUUACACGACGUGAGGACACGGACUUCGUGAAUGAUGAAACUUUUGGUGGCUCCGAAGAAAUCUCCAACGAGGAGAGAGCGGAACAAGAGCGAAAGCGCAGAGAGUCUUUUGAGUUGAUGCGAAAAGAAAACCAGCGUGUCCUCCAACAUCAGCAAAAACUGCUCACUCAGAAACAAGAAGAGAGACUGGCAAACCCUGAGGCUAUCGCCAUCAGGAAGCACGAUGAGAACACUCUUUGGGACGACAGCAUUACCGGGGAAGUCCACUCAGCAACCUCCCCAAGAUCACCAGAAAAACACUCCCCAACUGAGAUGAAGGAUGCAAUCCCAGCCGGAGGAGGACCUUUGUCUUCUGUGGCACCUUCCACACCGCGACCUGCCAUACCUCCCGGUUUUGCCAAGGUUAUACAACAAAUGCAGACGACACCAAAAGCACCCGCCACAAAAGAGACUCCUAUGGAGGGAGACAGUUCCGAAAAAGAUACGUCGAAGCAGGUACCUUUGCAAACUGAAUCUGCACUCUUGUCGAAGGAAACUGUCGUGGCGGAUGACCCUGUCAAGUUGGAUGAUAAAUUGGUCCCGGUCUCACAUGAUUCUCUCGGUAGACAAGCUGGGGUUCAUACUUCUGUUCCCAUGGCCAUGACACGUGCGGAGUCAAUGAAGAUAGUUACUUCUGCAAACGAGGCAAAGGAGAUAGAGACUCCACGGUCUGUUGUUUCAGAUUCAAACGAGGAACGGGGCGAGGGUUGGAGUUUUAAGAUAGAUGGCUUAUCUGAUAACAAGCAAGGAGCCUCAGGCGAUGAUGUGAAGGAGAAUAUUUUUGUAGGUGUCGACGAGUACAAUAUAAGCCAAGAGUCGUUGCUAGAUAAAUGGUUUGGCAGAACUAAACCCGGUCAAGUUUCUGGAAAGGAUGGGCUUCUGCCCAGUCACCCUCUGGCAGACGAGCCACGAAAUAGACUUCGCAGAGACGAAUCGUGGACGGAAGGUGAUUCGAAAAUGUCUAAGUUUGCUCAGUGGUUUCAUCAAGAAGAGAAGCAGCAGUUCAGGGAAGGUGCUGCAGCGUCUUCUGACAUCAUGUCAUUAUUUCCAAAGGGUGGUUCUUCAAAGGCUACCCCGAGUUUGUCUAAAGAACAGGUCGUUGCCGAAGCUCCGAAAAGAAGUCAUUCUGUAAAUUAUUCCAGAAAUCAUGGCCGAGUGUUGCCAAUGCCGACUGGGCCCUCUUUGGAAGACAUUGAGAAGGGGCUUACAGCAAACGCAAAUGCAGCUGCUGAUCAUGAGCAGAGUGUCACCAAAGAGUCUAUUCUCCUAAGUGCUCUCUCUUUGAAGAACCUAGAAGUUGAACAUAAAGGUGAUCAAUUAACCGGCAUAUUUGGAGAGCAUUCUCCCGUUGGCAAGUUUAAGUUUCAACCUAUUCCACCACCACGAGCAUCAUCCUCUUCUAAAUCGUCCCCCGUUUUUCUGACAUGUGAAGAUAUUGAGCAGUCAAUGCUUGCCGAAGCAGGCACUAACCCUGAGAAAACCAUCCCGAUAAGUGCUCGAACGUCGCGAGUCGGUCACGAGGCAAACAGGAAAGGGGAACAAGGCGGUCAAGCCGCGGACACCUUAGCCUCCCGCCAUCUCUUGUCUCUUUUGCAGAAAGGGGCUCCGGAACGGAAGUACUCCAAGCGGGGUGGUUUGUCCCGGACCGAGUCCUUUGGGGAUAAAGACGUUUCGGAUGCAGAUGAUCACAGCCAUGGUGGUGAUUGGACUUUGACUUCCAACAGUCAGGAGGCCGGCGGAUCUAGCAAAACUCUUCAGGGCGAGAAUCCUACUUUGGAGGCUUUGUUUGGAAAAGCUUUCAUGAGCGAACUACGGUCGGUCGAAGCUCCAGUAUCAUCCAAGACCUUUGCAGGUGAUUAUUAUGGUAAUGGUGAUGGAACACAGGCUGUAUCGGGUGCUUAUUUAGGCAGGCAGUCUUCAGGGAGGAUGAACAACUCUGCUUCGAAUUCCAACAAUUCUAAACCAUGGCUUGGAACUAUUGGACCAUUGUCCAAAAUGCCUUGGGCUGAGAGUAAGAUGCUGGAACCUAACAGGCUUGGACAUAUCCCGGAUCUGCCUGGUCCCCGUCACAAAGGCAAUCACUACAUGGUUCAGGAUCAUGACGAGACUCGUUCUUCACCUUCCUCGGGUCAUGGCUUCUGGGGUAACGGUGUCAAUACCCUCAUGGCCAACGGGAGUCCUCCGCUAACUACAAGUGGUGGACUCAAAGGAAGUUUUGCUAGUAGCUUGGAGAGUAACUCAUUCGCACUUGGUGACGUUGUGGAUAACUCCCCCCGAGGUAAAGGACAUCUGGUUACUGUACCUAGUUCUGAUCUAGACAUCCGCUCUAGUACCAAAGGAGGUGGUGAAGGGGAGAUCGUUACUUCCGGAAGCUUCUCAUCUGUCCAGAUGAGGGCAUCAGAAGACACCGGUCCAACUUCGACUCAGGGGAAAGUUAUUCCCGGGGAUGAACCUAGUAAGGGUCCAAGCUCGUCUUUUGAUUCAUCUGGUCUUUCAAAAGUUUUCAAGGAUGAAAGUUUGGCCAAGAGAAUGGCAGGGGAUAUUGCAGGAAAGUUUACGAUGACGGAACAUGGAGUGACCUCAAGGGAAGAGAAUACCACUAUUUCUAGCCAGGGAUUAGAUAGCUUUCUUUUGGCUUCUCACAAGUUAGAUAGGAAGGAGAUUUCAGAGGAGCUUAGUAACGGUGACAAACUAGGUAUAGCUGACGAGGUUAACUCUGGAAACGAUAGAAAGAUGACAGAUGCUCUGUCCGAAGCUCUGGGCCUAACUGGCAAGGUGAAGGAUGGAAAUGCCAGGGCUUCAACCGCAGGAUUAUCAGAGCAAGCGAACGCAGGGUCGUCGCUUUCACGAGGCAGUAGUUUUUCAAACUCACGAUUCAAGGGCAACUCUGCUGGAGUUAUGCAACCAGUCUCAGGCUUCGCAUCUUUCCCACCAAAUGCUCCUCUACAGCAUCAGCAAUCGCUUGGAGCGGUGUACAGAUCUGAUCCUCCACCCGCGUUGACGCUUCAACCACGACAGUCGUCUUCGAUUCCCGUUCACCAUCACUUACAACAGAGUCCAAGUUCUGGGGCAUUAUCCAUGUUUCCGCCCCAACCUUUCCGUCCUCAGCCAGGGCUACCCCAACAGCAGCAGCUUUUAGCACCCUCUUUCAGUAAUGGAAGCUCAAUGGAGUACCCUCAUAUUGCCUUUGGACAUGGACCUACACCUGCACCAAGCAGGCCCAUCCAUUUCCCACCAUCACCGCACGGGCAUUUAUCUCCUCCAGGGGCAUAUCAUCCAAUGGGGCACAUGGGGCCAGCUCACAAUCACUUCAUGCCAGCUGCGCAGAUGCCCCAGCGAGGACCUGUGAUGUCACCCAUGACUGAUGCUCAUGUGUACAUGCAGGAACAGUCUUUGCACGAUCCACACGGUUUGGGCACUAAACCAGGACCUCCCCCAGGCCCGGCCCUCUUCCCUCUGGGUGGUCAUGCACUGCAUUCUCCACAGGGCCCAAUGUUUCACCAGCCUCUUGGUCACAAUCUACGAGGACAACACAACCAACUUCUUCAAGUGCAGGCACCGUGGGUCCCUCCAUACGGUUCAGAAUUCAUGAGAACUGGGAGCAAGGGACACGAAUCACCGAACUUCGUGAAUGGUAAUGGAGGGGCUGUUGGAGGAGGUGGGACUGCGCUAGACAGGUGGUUUGGCAUGGACCUGCCGAGGAAUCUCUCUGGCAUUCCCACUCCCGGGCUCAUACAGCUCUCACCCCAUGGGUUGGAGGCAGACAGUAAAAUGCGAUUUGGAUAGAGAGAUCGUAGUAGCAUGGAUUAUAGGAUCCAGGCUUUUGUCUCUACAUGUUACGACAUACAUGUGACAGAUGUGGGCAAGUCGCUGUAUUUACGAGAGGGAUGUAGUGAGUUUGAUUCAAAGCCCUUUGGGAGAAGUGUCAGAUUGGUUUUAUUGAUUGCUUGAUGUAAGUAAACUGAAUGGGUACUACUGUAUAUGCGUAUGUAUCUGUAGUCGACUGUUGGGAUGGUGUUCUUCAGAGGACAUGGAAACUCAUGUUUAUUUUGCUGAAGCCUGUGGUAUUCCUAAAUGCUUUCUGGAAGACUGUAACAGUAAACAUGGUGACAUGGGUUGGUAGUCAUGAUCAUCGAGGUGUUUUCCCUGAAAUUUCUCCAUCAUUUUUUGGAGUAGUAAUGCGACCGGAAAGGUGCCGUUCUCUGGAAUUUCGACAGAUCUCUUACUUGGAUUACUGCGAUGGCUCCAUGCCGUCAACUGGAGCCUUGAACCACUGGUAAGCAAGAAGAGUUUUGGCGAGUUCACGUGGAGGCUGCCUCUUUAAGCUCGGAUCAGAGCAGGAGGGCCGAUUAGAUUCGAAAGCAACCAUUGGCAUGGGAGAUUUCAGCGAUGCGGGAACAAUUGUUUGUCAGUUCGAAUGGCAAGCAGUUGAGGGUGGGGGGAGGGGGAAGGAAAGGAGCAAGUGCACAUGCUGUGGGCGGAAAACCUGUGUACGUACGUACGUCGUGCACACUGGACAAAGAUGCGACGGAUUCUGAAAACAGUCUUCAAAGGAAGGUGUGGGAUAAUCUGAACUCCAGUGCCGGAGGUGCUCCUGCCAAACUUGUAUGUAUUUGACGAUAAUCCUGAUUGUGAAACUUGCACUGCAGCUUUGAUGUCUUUAAACAUUUGCUUUGGAGGUGGUGCCAGUACUAGAUAGGUCUGCUAUUGUCCAGCCAUCUUAGGAUUAUAUACUCUAGCUUAAGAAUUUCCAGCAAUUCAAAGCUGCUGAUGUAUUGAGCCGACUCCACAGUGGUAAAUGGAUCAUAGAACAAGCGACCUUAGUUCCUAGAAAGUGCAAGUAUUGCACAUUUUACCCCGUGUUCUGAUCAAACAGGUGUCUCUUCUCUCCAUCAAGGAGAGGACACAUAUGGUUAGGAUUAGUCCUGGGAGUUAGCAUAGGAGGUAACGUAUGUGUAUGUAUCAUGAAAAGGCUAGUGUGAGGAAUACAUGUGCUGGUAUAUUCAGUGGAUUGUGCCCGGCUGCUAUUCCAGAGCCGAGUGUCUUCUUGUAGACUAAUAAAUCGACAAGAAGGUUGUCCAUGAGUUGGGCUCUAUUGCUCGUACGCUCACUCGCACCUUGGUCGAGCUACCUU
Marchantia polymorpha subsp. ruderalis is the source of this 7490-nucleotide messenger RNA. NCBI's taxonomy places the organism in Eukaryota, Viridiplantae, Streptophyta, Marchantiopsida, Marchantiales, Marchantiaceae. The record is from the annotation of a GenBank genome assembly.